This is a messenger RNA of Rhagoletis pomonella (apple maggot), 549 nucleotides long. RefSeq names its product protein ALP1-like. Lineage: Eukaryota; Metazoa; Arthropoda; Insecta; Diptera; Tephritidae. Bases 1 to 549 code for a protein of 182 amino acids. The record is from RefSeq and is a predicted model, not a curated record. The transcript has 2 exons.
AUGCAGGCUAUAUGCGAUAGCAAUCUUCGAUUUUUGGAUAUCUUUAUUGGCUAUCCUGGAAGUUGCCACGACGCCAACGUUUGGAAAAAUAGCCCAAUUUAUCAAAAGAUCUCGUCGGGCGAAGUUCAGCUUGCUAGCGGGGCCAUAAUAUUAGCAGACUCCCCUUAUCCGCUAACAAAAUAUUUAAUGGUCCCAUAUAGGGAUAAUGGGCAUCUUUCUACGGAAGAGAAACGAUUUAACUACUACCUUAGUUCCACACGAGUAUUAAUAGAGCAGGCUUUCGGCGUUUUGAGACAAAAAUUUAGAAUAUUAAAUCACAUCGAUGUAUCAUCUAUAAAGGAUGCUUCAAAAAUUGUAAUGGCCUGUACUAUACUACACAAAUUUAUAAUAGAGCAUGACGGCGAUCUAAGUUCAAUGGAUUCUUUGGAAAACAAUUUAGAACAAAAUAUAUCUGACAAUGCUGGCGCAAUAGAAGUUAUCGAAAACAUUAACGAGAAUAGGGAAGGAAUUAUAAGAAGAAACGAAAUAAAAAUGUUAUUUUCAUCGUAA